AUGUGUUAUAUGGAUCAUCGUGUUUUUUUGCCCGAGGAUCAUAAAUAUAGGUCAAAUGUUAGGAAUUUCAAUGGGAGCAUAGAAGAUAGGCCACCACCAAAGUUGUUAACUUUGGAACAAAUCUCAAAUAAACUAAAGGACGUCAACAAUGAUUUUGGCAGGUUGCAAAAGAAAAGUAAUAAUGGUCCAUGGAAGAAAAAAUCAAUAUUUUUUGAGUUACCAUAUUGGAAGCAUAAUACUUUACGCCACAACCUUGAUGUGAUGCAUAUAGAGAAAAACAUAUUUGAUAGUAUAAUUGGGACUUUAUUGGAUAUCCCAGGAAAGACAAAAGAUCAUAAAAAUGCAUGUUUAGACUUGAAAGAGAUGGGUAUUAAAAAGAAACUUCACCCCAAAGAGGUAGAUCAAGGAAAAAAGUCAGUGUUUGCAAAAACAUGCUUUUCCAUGACUGCAAAGGAGAAAACUACUUUUUGUUCUGUAUUGAAAAAUGCAAAAAUACCAGAUGGUUGUGCUUCAAACAUUUCAAGGUAUGUUCAACUUACUGAAAAGAAAGUUAGCGGAUACAAGAGCCAUGAUGCACAUUUCAUGUUGCAUUACUUGCUUCAAGUGGCUGUGAGAAGUACAAUGCCAAACCAGAAGGUGAUUGAGGUGGCAGAUUUAGAUAUCUUGCAAUAUGAGAUUGUAGAGACACUUUGCCAAUUCGAGACAAUUUCCCCCCCGAGUUUCUUUGAUAUAAUGGUUCAUUUGCCAAUACAUUUAGUGAAUGAGAUGAGAAUGGGAGGACCUAUUCAAUUUCGGUGGAUGUAUUUUCAUAGUGGUGUUGAAACAAGAUUCACUAGAAUAACAAGGAAUAGUGAUAUAUGUGAUCCUCAUGAACGUGAAAGUUCAAGCUCUUGUCUCAAUGUUGGUCAUCCUAUUGGAGGAAAGAGAAAGGGUGAAGCAAUUUCUUUGGAUUGCAAAUCAAGGAGUUUAGCCCAUCGUUACAUCUUAUUCAAUCAUGAAGAUAUCCAAAAAUUUAUACGUGAGCAUGAAACUAAAAAUCCCAAUAAGAGAAACGGGUGGAGAAAAGCAAAGAGUCAAGGUUUAGAUUUUGUUGAAUGGUUUAAGAAGCGUGCAUUGUUAAGUGAUGUAUCUGAAAACCUUAGGAAGCUAUCCAGAGGACCAAAUGAAAUUGCACGAUGUUUUUCUGGUUAUGUAAUUAAUGGAUAUAUGUUUCAUACAAAACAACGUAAUGCUAAACGUAAAACACAAAAUAGUGGUGUGACACUGGCGGCAAUAACUGAAAGUUUUUCAAGUACCAAAGAUGAAAAUCCAAUAACACAGUCAAUAACUUACUAUGGAUUAAUUACAGAAAUAAUUGAGGUAGACUAUUAUGGUAAGUUGAAGUUUGUGUUAUUUAGAUGUGACUGGUUUGAAGUUGAAGAGGAAAAAUAUGGGAUGACUUGUGUUUACUUCAACAAGAGAUGUUACAUGGAUGAUCCUUUUGUAUUGGCUUCUCAAGUUCACCAAUGCUUCUACAUUCAAGAUCCUUCUGAUGCAAAUAAACAUUAUGUUAUGAAAUCUAUUCCGAGGGAUUUUUUUAACAUGAAUGAACAAUAA
Molecule: messenger RNA, 1596 nt
Organism: Lathyrus oleraceus (garden pea)
Lineage: Eukaryota; Viridiplantae; Streptophyta; Magnoliopsida; Fabales; Fabaceae
Exons: 4
Coding region: 1-1596 (531 amino acids)
Source: RefSeq, a predicted model, not a curated record